AUGGCUCUGGAAGAAAACUGCUUCGUUAUAUUCUGUAUUUGCCUGUUUUUACGAACAAUAUUCGCCGGUGAGCAAUAUUGCCGAACUAUGCAAUCAGUUUCAAACCGCGCACUAGAAGGUCACGUGAUAGCCGUGUUAGUAACUUCGUCUGUUGAAAAGUGCCAAGCAAAGUGUGAGAGACACCCAGACUGCUACAGUACAAAUUACUUGUUUUCCACAAAAUCUUGUGAGCUGAACAAGGGCACCAGAUUGUCGCAUCCUGAAAACCUCUUACCGCGAGAAAAUGCGGUGUAUUUUGACAAUCUUUAUCGCCUCUAUCACGCAUGCGUGCACCCUCCGUGCCAAAAUGGUGGCAAAUGCGUAUUACGGACGCAAAAUCCUGGUUACGAGUGUCAGUGCCCACCAAAGUACAGUGGAAAUAACUGCCAAGGUAAGACAAAAAUCAUGCUAUCAAGUAUAACUAUCAUUACGUCGAAUCACAAGUAACUCAAACUACAUCCAUUUUCAACCGAUUUUCAAAAUACCGGGGAUAUCCUCGAUUUUGCUUAAAUUCUUUCUCUGAUCGGUUCAGAAAAAAAAAAAAACUUGCAACUCCCUCAUAACCGAUCACAUGGAAAACUAUAACCUGGAUCGCGGUUUUGUUCCAACUCUUCAGUCUCAGUCAGUUUUCUUUUUUUACGUUGAGUUUUUCGUGACCUCUUUGACUUUCUUAGUUCAGAUCAGCCAUGCACUGCCAGUGGUCACUUCACGGUUUUAUGAUUGUGAAUCAAAUGCGUUAAAAGGCGAACCAGAUUUGUGUCAAUAUCUCUAUAACCAAAUACGGACUCUGAUAUUGACUGAAAUCUGUUGCGGGAGCACUACCGUGUGCAUAUGGACCUUUACUGAGAAAAAAAGUUUGAUUUUUUUUUCUGCUUUGCCAUAGAUUGCGAUGGUGAUGCACUGGGUAUUUAUGACAAAUUACGCAACUUUACAAUAUCUGCAUCAUCGUCUGAACCCGACAGCCCACCAGCCAGCGGUCGUAUUUAUAAGCCUGGAGGAUGGCGAGCGCUAAGAAACGAUUCGGAUCCAUAUUUGGAGGUAGGUUUUAAACGAAGUAAUUAUUUCACUGGUUAUUGGUGUGAGCUAUGUAUUUCAAACCAGGUAAUCAUUACUCCUUUCUUCGUUUGAUUUAAAAUAUUAAUAGGUUAAUAAAUGAAAUAAAGAAACUGAAAAGGCGGGGAUAGUCUCGUACCCAGACCUUCCACGGCCAACUCGAUGUCUUAGUUAAAUGUAUAGACUUCUUUAAUGAAUGGCAAACCAAUUAUAGUUAUUUUGUUUGCACUUUUAUCAGCCUUCUUACUUUGUCGACGUGUGUGAAAACGUUAUAAUUUUUACUCAAAAAUAUAUUGAUAUGUUAGCAGCAAAUUACAUAUCUUGUAUUUCCUUUGUAAAGAUUAGAUUUUCCGUUGUGAAACUCAUAACAGCAGUAGCCACGCAAGGCUGGAGAGAUGCAAAUGACCUAGUGCCAGACUGCUGGGUGAAACAAUAUUUUCUUGAAUACAGUGAAGAUGAAAAAACUUGGAUGAAACAUAAAGAUGGCGCGAGUAGGAGGGUAGGAAUUUUAGUGUUCAUACAUAAUCACUCUCAUGGAAGCUCAUUUCCAACCAGUUAAAUUAGUCAAGUUAGUCAUUGGUCGAGGAAGAUUUUUUAGCUUUAUUUUUUUUCGCUUAAAACAUGUCUAACGUGCCUUAGACAUAUGAAGUAGUUUAUUGCAGUGAAUAAUUUAAGCUUUAUCGAUUACUAUAAGCAGUUAACAUUCUGAUUGAGUUAGAAUCGCUUGCAAGUUGAUCAAAGGCGGAGGAAAUACCGGCUUGCGUAACUGAUGACUUUUUUUUUGCGCUUUGAGGUGUUGAGGGGUAAAACCGAGAGAGCAUGCCACGAAAUCGCGACAAGUUUGGCACGAAAUUAUGAGAGGCGGAAUGGAUUCGCUGCCAAUAGUCGAAGCUCUGUUUCCUUCGCUUUGCAUCUAGCGCUAAAAAAACGCCAGAUAGGCAGGCUAGAAAGAUGUAAUCGUCUGGACAAUUUUCUUUGAACUGGAAAGUAGUUGUGUCGUAAGAUUUUUUACGACCGCAACCAAACUAGUGAUCCGCUGCCUAUAUCACGCGAAAUACCCAGGAAUAUAUUUUCGACUCUUAAUAAUUGUUUUCCCUUUACUGAAAAGGUUUUCCUAGGAAACAAAAACGCAAAUGGCUAUGUGAAGAACCUAAUUAGCAAACCAUUCCGAUGUAUGGCGUUAAGAAUUCGCCCCAUUGGUUGGGAACAACGACCAGCCAUGCGCACUGAAUUAUAUGGGUGCGACGUCUUUGGCUCAUAG
Molecule: messenger RNA, 2353 nt
Organism: Pocillopora meandrina
Lineage: Eukaryota; Metazoa; Cnidaria; Anthozoa; Scleractinia; Pocilloporidae
Source: the annotation of a GenBank genome assembly